GCAAGGGAGAAGUAUGAAUCAGAGUGCUUAAAGCUACCAGGAUUAUUUGAAUCUAAGAAAACAGCCGUAGGAAAAGAAUUGGAAAAGUUAAAUUCAAAAAUUGAAAGAACUCAGUUGGCAGCAAAAGCUGCUGAUCAAGAAUAUAUACAAAUGGUUAAGAUCGCUGCUGAUGCAACCCAGAGGUGGAACGAAGAUUGGAGAUUAGCCUGUGAAAAAUUCCAAUAUUUAGAGGAAGACCGAAUCGAUUUUUUGAAAAAAGAGUUGUGGAACUAUGCGAACCUCAUAUCAUCUAUUUGUGUGGUUGAUGAUGAGUCUUGUGAACGAAUUAGAUUGAGUUUGGAAAAUUGUAACGCUGAUAAAGAUAUUCAAACUUUUAUUAAAGAGCGCGCCACGGGACCGGAAAUACCAGAACCACCAAGCUACGUGAAUUUUUAUGCCGGUUCAGGUGAAAAUGGAACUCGUUAUCGAAGAGCAUCCUAUGAAAGAACUUCUAUAGAACGUAAAAAUAAUGUAUUACCUCCAGGCACUGACCAACCUAUGGGAAAUUCCCAACCCGUGCAAAACUCCAAUUAUAACUUAAUAUCAACAGCUAAUUCAAGUCAGCCUCCGCAGGAGAGUGGUAUGAAUUAUAAAAGCCUAUACAACUUUCUUCCUUUUGAAAAAAGCAAUAGGGCUUCUUUGUAUGCAAAUACUUCAUCUGCGUCACCACAUGGCACAAUUAAAAAUUCUGCACUUCCACGAACUCCCAUUGAGGAAGUAGAAGAACCUGAUCCUAUCGAUCCAAGACAACAAACAAUACUUGCAGUUGGCAGCAAUCUACUUGAAGUACAAGCCAUUAAUGAAAAUUCAAAUAACGUAUCAAAUAUUUUAAAUGAACGGUCUGUUGAAAAGGCUUUGAAUGAUAUACAAAAUAAAGAAAAGGUAGAUGAAUAUGGAAAG
Messenger RNA from Dentiscutata heterogama, 939 nucleotides. Lineage: Eukaryota; Fungi; Glomeromycota; Glomeromycetes; Diversisporales; Gigasporaceae. The record is from the annotation of a GenBank genome assembly.